This is a messenger RNA of Rhinolophus ferrumequinum (greater horseshoe bat), 2593 nucleotides long. RefSeq names its product schwannomin interacting protein 1 (gene SCHIP1). Lineage: Eukaryota; Metazoa; Chordata; Mammalia; Chiroptera; Rhinolophidae. The transcript has 8 exons. The coding region runs from base 579 to 2003 and encodes 474 amino acids. Gene Ontology annotation, cellular component: cell junction; plasma membrane. Gene Ontology annotation, biological process: positive regulation of hippo signaling. The record is from RefSeq and is a predicted model, not a curated record.
AAGAGAUAAUCUGUGAAAGCCACACGAGCCUGAUUUGUGCUGCGACAAUCUUCAGCAGACGGAAGCCGGGGCUGGCGUGAGGCAUCCCUGGUUACCUAGUGUGUGUGGUGCCUUGUAGAAUUCCAAGCUUUAUUUCAUUUCAUUUUUUAGUUUUUAUCAAAAAGUAGAUAUAAUGAUAGAAUGAAGUGAAUUGGCUGUUUUGGACUAAUGGGAGCUUGUUUUCUGCCAUAAGAUCAAGAACUUUUCUGGAAUCCUCUGUCUUCUAAGUAGACUUGUAUUCUGUGUAUGUGUUUUCAGUUUGAAGAACAGUGACAAAAAUCCGCAAACUUCACCUCCAAAAGGGCUCUCUCUCUUUUUUGUCAAUACUUGAUGAUUUCUGCUCCCAAAUCUUAUUUGAGCUGCCUGGGCAUCGUGGUUGGAAACUGAACGUCAAAGCAUCUCCUUUGUAAUACCUGUUACAGAAAUUCUUCAGAUAACUUUACUUGCUAAUGCAGGCAGCCUUUUAUGGAUUUCUUUCAAAGCCAGUUCAAAUAAACAACUCUUUUCGCUCAAAUGGGCAAAAGUAACUCUUCAGCACCAUGGAGAGGUCUGGACAGCUUGAGAGGACAUGGGCGUGUGACCAGAGCAAGCAAUCUGACAGUGAUUACCGAGAGGAUGGGAUGGAUCUAGGCAGUGACGCCGGCAGCAGCAGCAGCAGCAGCCGCGCCAGUUCGCAGUCCAACUCCACCAAAGUGACCCCUUGCUCCGAGUGCAAAUCCUCGUCGUCGCCGGGGGGCAGCCUGGACUUGGUGUCUGCCCUGGAGGACUAUGAGGAGCCCUUCCCGGUCUACCAGAAGAAGGUGAUUGAUGAGUGGGCGCCGGAGGAGGACGGCGCGGAGGAGGAAGAGGAGAACGAGCGCGACGAGCGAGGGUACCGGGAUGACCGCUGUCCGGCCCGGGAGCCGGGGGACGUGAGCGCCAGGACCCGCAGCGGCGGCGGCGGGGGUAGAGGGGCCACCACCGCCAUGCCGCCCCCAGUGCCCAACGGCAACAUCCACCCGCACGACCCCCAGGACCUCAGGCACAAUGGCAACGUGGUGGUGGCCGGAUGGCCGAGCAGUUCUCGGGGCCCUUGCCGGGCGGCCCAGAAGCCCCAGCCAGCGGGGGUUCGGCGCGGCAGCCGGGGCCCGGCGGCUGGGGGCCUCUGCCUUCAGCCCACGGACGGCGGGACGUGCGUCCCGGAGGAGCCCCCAAUGCCCCCAAUGGACUGGGAGGCGCUGGAGAAGCAUCUGGCUGGGUUGCAGUUCCGGGAGCAGGAGGCACAGAAAAAUGAGAGAGAAUCAAUCCGACAGAAGUUGGCACUCGGGAGCUUCUUUGAUGAUGGCCCAGGAAUUUAUACCAGCUGUAGCAAAAGCGGGAAGCCAAGCCUUUCCUCUCGCCUGCAGAGUGGGAUGAACCUGCAGAUAUGCUUUGUCAAUGACAGCGGCAGUGACAAAGACAGCGACGCCGAUGACAGUAAGACCGAAACCAGCCUGGACACCCCCUUGUCGCCCAUGAGCAAACAGAGUUCUUCCUAUUCUGACAGAGACACUACUGAAGAGGAAUCUGAAUCCAUCGAUGAUAUGGAUUUCCUCACAAGGCAAAAGAAAUUACAAGCCGAAGCCAAAAUGGCCCUCGCCAUGGCCAAACCAAUGGCCAAAAUGCAAGUAGAAGUGGAAAAACAGAACAGGAAAAAGUCUCCCGUCGCUGAUCUCCUGCCACACAUGCCUCAUAUAAGCGAAUGCUUGAUGAAAAGAAGUUUAAAGCCCACAGACCUGAGAGACAUGACUAUUGGGCAGCUACAAGUGAUAGUCAACGACCUCCAUUCCCAGAUAGAGAGCUUGAAUGAAGAGCUGGUCCAGCUGCUCCUCAUCCGAGAUGAGCUGCACACGGAACAGGACGCCAUGCUAGUGGACAUCGAAGACUUGACCAGACAUGCCGAAAGUCAACAGAAGCACAUGGCAGAGAAAAUGCCUGCAAAGUGAAAAGAAGCCAUCCAACCAGAGGACAACCUAGACUUUUUUUUGCUUCUGUGGUUGUAAAAAUGCUGUUGCUAAAGGUGGCGCACAAACAAACAUCAGUGUUAGUCAUUGGUAAUGUCUGAAGCUUAACGUCCAGUGAUUGGCCUUUGCUUCUUAAUUUAUUUUAAUUUUUGUACUGUGCCACUAAAUAUCAGGCAUUUUAAUAAAAUAUUGUUACAAAAAAUGUACAGUACUUACACCAUCACAAAUCAUGGUUAAUAAAAGAGGGUAGUUUUGACUUUGUUUUUAUUCAUUUAGAGAUGUUAAGUUGGAGCAGUAUUUUACCAUUGACUCCUUUCAUUCUUCACUGUAGUUUUAAAGAAGAAUUGUAAAUGACGGUGCUAUUCAAGUCAGAAAAUACAUGCCUGCCUCGUAGUGAAAUUGUAGAUCUCCGUAAUAUGUAUAUUUGAAUCAGUUUUCAACAUUUUGUGAAUGUUGACUACCUGAAGUUCAUUUUUAGAUGUGCUAUUAACAUUCUGUUGGAUUCAGAGGGUUCCUUGAAAGUUUUAUGUAUAAAUAUGUAAAAUAAAAAUUAAAACUUUGUUUCAUAUGAU